GUAUCAACGACAGAGUACCAUAAUCUCCUGUUGUCAUUUUGAGUAUUUCUCCCAGUAAACAAUGAUUUCCAGUUAUUCAGCGCUGCUGAUGUGGUUGUGUUUUUUUCUUGUGGCAGGAGUGAGAAUUUAUCUUUUUGUUUUGGCUGUAAAGGUUCAACAUGAAAAACAUGUUGCUGAGCAGAUAAAAAUACCAGAUGUUUUAUCGUUUGAAACAUCGUCAGAGUUAGAUUACUUUACGUUUCCUAAUACAUCUCGUUUAAUGAUUUCAAAUAAGCAUUACAAAGAUGGCUACCAUUCGCUUCUUUGGCGCUGGGAACCUGGGGAUGAAUUAAAACUUUCACUUGGUCGGCGUGUCACGGGUAGUCACUCUGGUGUCAAAGUUUGGAUAUAUCGUAACGAAAGCUCGCUGGGCAAUAUGACUGUCAGGCUCAUGGACAAUGGAAAAGUUACAUUGACCUUCAAUUUUCUCUCAGCUUCACGGGAUGGCGUGGAGCCUGGGUUGCAAUUAAGGAGACAAAACACGUGACGAAACAUGAUGGUUAUGAUGAGGUUAUCAUUACCGCUCCACCAACAUCCAUAACAUCACGUGUUCUCUUCAUGGACUUGCUCUGUUUUGCAGAGCAUAUCGCCUAUCAGUCACGUGAUAAAAUUGUUCCACCAAUCAACGGUAGUAUAUACACAAUAAAACAAACUUGGCAACAAACGUAUCGAUGGAGCACGAGGAGACCACCAGAGGUUAAUAAAACUUCACCUUUGACAUCCAAAGAAUUAAAUUUGUUGUCUGAAAUACACCUAAUUCAUAAACGUUUUGUAAACUGGUUUGCAGACCAAAACGUUUCAGUGAGUCAGUACAGAGGGAAUGUUUUAGAAAGAUGGAAGCAUAUUAUUGUCGAUGGACUGCAGAAUGCAAAACGUUAUUUAAAGAUCAUAAAUGUAACCAUGAGUAAAGACGGCAUUAUUACUGGCUCUCCGUUGUUCAUGAAACGCUCUCAGUUUGGUCAUUUUCUUCUCGAUAAGGGAAGAAAUAAAAAAAUGGGAAACGUCAGUUUUUAUAUUCUCUUUCCACUCACCCUGGAAUAUUUCUUCACCGCGAAUUUAAACAAUAUUCAUCAUUCCAUCUCAAGAGAACUUGCCAACAUCAACAGUUUAGGAAGAAGAGAGUUUGCCGUGAAAAGAAUCGUGAAUUUUGAUUUACAAUAUUCUAAAUUACUUUAUCUUGAGUUGAAGAAAUACAAGAUACCUUUAACGCAAAGUGAUUUGAGAAGGUGCUUACGAAAUCUAAAUCGAAAGAAAUUGGACACAAUAUUAUUAUUAAUAAGGUACAUCACAGAUCAAGGAUGGGCCGAGGGGAGCGCUAUGGGAUCAUUAGAUCACGCAUUGAACAAUGUUGGUGACGGUUAUAUGAACUCAAUGUUUUUAUUAAAAAAUGCUUUGCUCAAUGAAGGGAUGUUGGACAAGAUUGUUAAAAUAAUGAAAUGGCACAACGACUUUAAUGAGAUUUACCAAAAAAAAUUUGAAUAUACUGGAACGACGGCGGAUAAACUUCGCACAACAAUGGUAUAUCGUUUACAGACUAUAUUGAUGAAUCCAGAAAGGAAUAUUAAAGAAAAAAGAGAAAAAAUUCGUGAUAUGUUUGCUUAUGUAAGAUGGUGCAACAAUGUUCUUUUAUCUCAUCCAGCUUUAUUACCAACAUUUAAACCUGACGGGUCGUGUUUUCAUCAUUUGUGUAUCUAUGGACCUGCGUAUUGUCCUGAAGCUCUCAUUAAAUCCUCAACAGUUUACUAUUAUCUUCAGGGAACAUCCUUUUCACUCGAUAGCAACUCAAAGAUGAACAUUAGGCGUAGUUUGAUGGCUUAUAUCAAAAUGGCGCCAAAAUAUUCUCUUCCCAACUCGAUCUCCGGACGAUUUCCUGGAUAUUUUAAAGCAACACUUGUUACGAUGUUACCAGCGUACGCUUUUCUCACUAUAAAACCACGUUAUCUCAGCCCAAAUGGUCAACUUGAGGCUGUGUUGCCUGGUAACGAUACGGAGUUGCUAAGAUAUUUUGUUCGUUUAUACGAUCCAGAGAACCCAAAAGUUCUGUCUUAUUUACAAAGUGCUUUUGUCAUGAGAGUUUCCUACAGCUCAACUAUCGGUUCACUGCAAAUCCUCGAGUCUCUACAUAGACAACUAAAGAAUGCAAGAAUCAUUGCAUCUGAGCCUCCUUCAGGUCACUGGGUCCAUAAUUUUGCUGCAUUCUCUAUUCAUCGUCGUCGAGAAUGGGUCGUCACCAUUAAAGGCUUCAGUCAACAUGUUUGGAAUUUUGAAAGUUCAUCUUAUGAGAAUGUUUACGGAAUGUUUCAAUCCCAUGGUGCAUUGCAGAUUUCAAAUGACGAAGCAAGUUUGGCGGCAUAUGACGUCAGUCGCGGAUGGGACUGGACUCGAGUUCCAGGCACAACGGCAAUAAACUUUAGUCUUGAUGAAAUGUUUUCUCGUGGUUUCUCAAGAUUUUAUCAAAACUCCACCUUCGUUGGAGGUGUUGUUUUGACCGGUGAAGACGAAAAAUUAGCAAAUGGAGUAUUUACAAUGAAAUUUCAUCGCCACAAGGAGAUUGGAGAGGAAGACAUGUUUGGAAGACGGGAAAUUGGAUUUUUUUUCAACAAAUCAAUUUUUUUCUUCGACUCAUUGAUCGUCUGUCUUGGUGAUGAGAUCACAACAAAAAACAGUGAACCAUACCUUACCCAAACAACCUUACUUCAAAAUGAAUACUUGAGUGAAAUAUCAGCGAUAUUUAUAAAUGGUGAAAUGAACUUUCUUUAUAAAAAUCUCACAAAAACGGUGCAAGGACCAGGUACAAUAAUGGAUACAUUAGGUAAUGGUUACUAUAUCCCUCAUGGUCGGUCAGUUAAUGUUGAAAUUAAUGAACAACGGUCGCGAACAGAGAAUGGUAAAUCGGUUAGUAAGUCACGGUAUGCUACAGUAUGGUUCAAUCAUGGUGUUAAUCCAUCGUCUCAAAGCUAUGAAUACGCUAUACUUGUGGGUACAAAUAUAAAACAAAUGAACGCUCUUCUUGAAGCCCAAGCUUCCACUCUACCUUUAUAUGAAGUUCUCCUGAAAAACUCCGCUGUCCAUAUGGUACGAUUUACUGAUACCCUGGGGAUUGUAAGUGAGCGAAGUCCUGGGUACGAGAGCUAUGGUUAUUCCUUCUUUGAUGCAAGUGUCACUCUUAAUCAAGGUCCAAUCGUCAAUGUCAGUGAUCAAUGUGUCGUUAUGGCUGAGAUCGAUUCUUCCAAUUAUUCAUCAUUAAAUUUAAGUGUCUGUUCACCCGAUCGUAAUUACAAUUCAACAUUAAAACCUCGACAAAGUACAAAGAAUGGCGUAAAUGAGUAUUUCUACAUGAUCAGUCAACCUGUUAAAGUAUCUGUUGAUAUUAGCCAACCUGUAACAUUACAUGGCGUUCUAGUCAAUGGAAAACCCAUAUCACCCUUAUUGUACUCUCAUUAUAUCCUUGUGGUUCCAUCUGACCCUCAACAACCAUCGUGUGGCGGGAAAAGGAUUGUUUUUCAGUAUCUUGUCGAUGGAGAGAGUGUGGAAGCAGCUCUUAGUGUUGUGAACCGUAGUUUGAAUGUUUAAUUGAACAGCGUUCUCUAAAGAGAGUGUUAUUGCGAAAAAAUAUAUACCUGUAUAAUAUUGCAGACUGUAACUCACAAGAAUUUGAUCUAUUUUGGCUUCAUUGACAGCAUAUUAAUUUGAGACUUUUACAACACAAGUUUGAUAUGGUAGAGCAUUUUUCCAGAUUGGAAUAAAGUAUUUGAUCUUUGUAAACACUAUAA
Molecule: messenger RNA, 3812 nt
Organism: Xenia sp. Carnegie-2017
Lineage: Eukaryota; Metazoa; Cnidaria; Anthozoa; Malacalcyonacea; Xeniidae
Product: chondroitin sulfate ABC exolyase-like
Exons: 5
Coding region: 598-3612 (1004 amino acids)
Biological process (GO): glycosaminoglycan catabolic process; carbohydrate metabolic process
Cellular component (GO): extracellular region
Molecular function (GO): carbohydrate binding; lyase activity
Source: RefSeq, a predicted model, not a curated record